CUCGAUUCGCAAUGAGUAGCUGAUCCAGCCGAACCAAUUUGAACAUACAUUGCCAAGAGCACACUCACAAAAAAAGACAUGGCCCCCAGACUAUCUGCGGCUUCCACGCCGCUGGCCCCCGUGGUUGAUGCGUGUCUUGCCCAGUCCUGCAAGUCAAAGUCAGCGCCGUUCGUGCGAAGCUUCAGCUCGACACCGUGUCAACAGAAGAUGAGCCGGGCUCGACAGCAGAUGUUUCAAUGGCUCAAGGGCAGGGAAGGCUCAGAGUUUGCCGACCCCAGAGGAGGCCCGAGGUAUUUAGGGCCGCUGCAGGACCAGCCAUUUCCUUUAAACCCGCUGUUUCGAAGCCAGCCGGUGCUGGAUGAGCAGACGAGAGAGCUGAUCUGGGACAAGGUCAUGGGGAGAGGAGAGUCAUUAAAGGCAGUUUCAGCAGAGAUGGGCGUCGAUGUCAGGAGGGUAGCGGCUGUUGUGAGACUGAAGGAGGUGGAGAAGCAAUGGCAGAGAGAGGGGAAAAAACUGGCGAUUCCCUAUGCCAAAGCCGUCAUGAGCAUGCUUCCCAAGACGUCUUACCGCGAGGGCGAGAAGAACCUGCCGCACGAGCCUGUCAACGAGAUUCACGUCCACAAGCUGACGAUGCAGCAACUGUUCGUGCCGGUAUCAGAGUCACGGCACUUUACCCGAGAAGACGCUGCCAAGGCCUUCCACGACACCAUGCUGUGUGUUGAUGCGCGAUCACCACAGCCUGAGCUCAUCAAGAUGGAGCGGGAGAUUCUGGAGGGCAAGUCCCGGCAAGAAAGCCUUGCCAAAUUCAAGGAGGCGACGCAGAAAGAGGAAGAUAAGGUGGCGAGACGCAUUGCGCAGGAGCAACAGCGAGAGGAGAAGGCGACGACGAGAGUGACAACGGACCGCUACGAGUUUCGGUUCAAGGAAAUCAAUGCAGAUGAUGUGGGACGAAAUGGCCGGUCAAGAAAGGGCACCGGCUGGAGAUAUGGAGCACCGUUUGAUGAUCGCAAGCGUGGUCUGGUCAAGAUUCCUACGUCUGUGCCGUAGGUUCUGUGGCUAUAGACUUGCAUGAAUGACAGGCGGGAGGGAGCGGCAUUUGAAAUGACAUCGAAACGACUUUGAAAGGAAAUGGAUUUGAUUGAAAAAAGAGAUUAAGACGAAGCUGUAUUACUAACAUACAUACAUGUAAGCAUACACCACACGAACCAUGUAUAAUAACCAAUGUAUACCAUUACUGUAUACUAUAUAUAUAUAUAUAUCCAACGCAAAACAUGCUAUUCAUCAUGACACGUCUAAUUCAUUUGUCAAUACAGUAGGAUCAACGUCUAUAGUGCGGAAUGGCAACAAAAGGGGAAUGCCUAGUUGGCAACAAGGAGCUUCUGUCGAAUGCAGGCAAUGGUCUCGGAUGAGAGUUUACACUCUUUCACAAUGUACUCCUCAGCAGAGCCCCAUUCCUCACGGAUCAUGGCAAGCGUAGCCAUCAUACUCUCAGGCGUUGAACUCAGCAUCCUCUCGGCGCCGUCCGGAUUCCCUUCAAAAGCAGGCAUCGCCAGCAACCGCUUCACAAGUGCGGGUUUCGCAUCCUUCAGCCCUUCGGAGGUAAGGCCGUACUCUGUUGCUACGUUCUCGUCCGGGAUGCCGCACAGACUCAGUAUCAGGGCACAUAGGAUGCCGGUGCGAUCCUUGCCCGCAGUGCAGUGUACCAGAAUGGGCUUCUCUGCAGACGGGUCCCACUCGUCGGACGAGAGGUACGUCAACACGGUGGCAAACGCCGGUGCGCCAGCUUUUAGGAUGGAGCGGUAGGCGUUGACGAAGCCGCGGACGGGAUGGGUUGAGGCGUACUGAUGGAAGCGGACGGCGACGGCCUCGGGACCGUAGUCGGUGUCGGCGAAGACGGGGGCGUGGACGCGGCGCGGGCCUCCGGGCCACUGCUCGGCAAAGGCUGGAUCUGAGACGCCAGUGGAGUGGGUGACCUCGAGGCCCGAGCGGAGGUCAAAGACGGUGUCGAUGUUGAGGGCGACGAGCUCUGGAGAUGCCGAGGUUGGGGGCGCGGCAGAACGAAGGACGAGGCGGGGGCGGAAGCGGGAUGGUGAGGCGAUGGAGAUGUCGCGGAGGUUAGGGAUGGGCGGCUUGGACAUGGCGGACGAGUUUUUUUUUACUUAUGCGGCCAGAUUGCAAGCUGUUUUGUUUUGGGAGGACUUGGUGUUAGU
Trichoderma virens Gv29-8 is the source of this 2210-nucleotide messenger RNA. RefSeq lists its product as uncharacterized. The transcript is spliced from 3 exons. The coding region runs from base 79 to 1047 and encodes 322 amino acids. NCBI's taxonomy places the organism in Eukaryota, Fungi, Ascomycota, Sordariomycetes, Hypocreales, Hypocreaceae. Gene Ontology annotation, cellular component: mitochondrial small ribosomal subunit. The record is from RefSeq and is a predicted model, not a curated record. Gene Ontology annotation, molecular function: structural constituent of ribosome. Gene Ontology annotation, biological process: mitochondrial translation.